Molecule: messenger RNA, 580 nt
Organism: Rosa rugosa (rugosa rose)
Lineage: Eukaryota; Viridiplantae; Streptophyta; Magnoliopsida; Rosales; Rosaceae
Product: glutathione S-transferase U7-like
Exons: 1
Coding region: 69-476 (135 amino acids)
Biological process (GO): glutathione metabolic process
Cellular component (GO): cytoplasm
Molecular function (GO): glutathione transferase activity
Source: RefSeq, a predicted model, not a curated record
AAUUUAGAAGGGAACAACUAUAUAUACAACACAAAUUAGUAUUAGCUCUAGGAAUACUAAUUAGCAGUAUGGCUGAGGAAGAAGCAAUGAAGCUGUUUGGCACUUGGAGAAGCCCUUUUAGCCGCAGAGUGGAAAUAGCUCUGAAGCUCAAAGGUGUCGACUUCAAAUACUAUGAAGAGGAUCUGACCAACAAGAGCCAUCUGCUUCUCAAAUACAACCCAGUUCACAAGAAGAUUCAUGUGCUCGUCCACAACGAAAAACCGAUUGUAGAGUCCCUUGUCAUUCUUGAAUACAUUGACAAGACCUGGAAAGAAGGAUUCCCCAUAUUGCCUAAAGACCCUUGUCAAAGAUCACAUGCACGCUUCUGGGCUAGGUUCCUUGAUGAAAAGGUAAUAAAAUACAAUGUUUUGCAUUUGGGGACUCGUUUGUUCGACAGUGUUUUUAGAAAUGUUAACUUGUUUAGUAGAAAUAGUUAAAAGUGCUUCAUGAAAAAGUACUUGUCACGUAGUUCCUGGAUGCUUCACAAGGAACCACUUCCGAGUGUAAUUCUGUACUUUGUCGAAAAAUGUCAUAUGCUAGC